GGCGUUUGCCACGUCUGCGGAUUUGAGGCGUGUGAAGCGUGGUUGGAUACGGAGCCUGGCGAAAAGGCACGGCUUCUGCAUCGUCUGGCUUUCCGCUCAGAAGCAGUUGUUGAAGUCCCCAAAAAUGGAAGCUACCUUUUGGACCCUCUUUCCCUUCGUGCUCGUGGCUUUUGGGACUGGAGCUCUUAUUCCAGAACCAGAAGUGAAGCUCGAGAUACUCCACAAGCCAUUCAUAUGCAAGAGGAAGACCAAGUUGGGGGACAUGUUGCUGGUGCACUAUGAAGGGUAUUUUGAGAAAGACGGUUCCCUGUUCCACUCCACCCACAAGUAUAACAAUGGCCAACCUACCUGGUUUACUCUUGGUAUAAAUGAAGUUAUCAAAGGUUGGGAUAAAGGUUUGGUGGGCAUGUGCAUCGGGGAGAAACGGAAGCUCACUGUUCCUCCGUCCCUUGGUUAUGGAAAAGAAGGGAAAGGAAAAAUUCCACCUGAGAGCACAUUGAUCUUCAAUAUUGAGCUUCUGGAAAUUCGAAAUGGACCAAGGUCUCAUGAGUCCUUUCAAGAAAUGGAUCUUAAUGAUGACUGGAAGCUAUCCAGAGAGGAGGUUAAAAUAUACUUGAAGAAGGAAUUUGAAAGACAUGGUGCAUUGGUCAACGACAGCCAUCAUGAUACUUUGGUUGAAGACAUAUUUUCUAAAGAAGAUGAGGACACAGAUGGAUUUAUAUCUGCAAGGGAGUUUGUGUAUAAGCAUGAUGAACUAUAAAGUAUUUGGAAGGAGUUACCAGAUAGGGGGGAAAUCAAGAGACUUUGCAAAACUGACACUUGUAGAAAUGUUGUUUGCAUGGAGCUGCCUGUUAACUCAUGUGGGGAAGGGAAAGUGCAUUGCAUAUUUUUCUACCUGACACGCAUUUUUUGAAACUGUAUACUGUAACUGUGGCCUUUUUAUAGAGUGAAAAUAACUUAAAACAGAUUUCUUAUGGAAAGUUCAUAUUUAUUUUGAAAACUAUGAAACAAACCUUUCUACUAACAAAUGAUGCUUAAGAACACACUAGCUUUUUCUACUUUCAGUUUGUCUAUUUUUAAAGUGCUAGCCUAAAAUAGAAAAGUAUGAUUGAUAUAAAAUGUUUGGUCCACUUCUAUGUCCUGUUAAGACUCACUCAAUUUUAAAAAUAGCAUUGGCCAUAUAUGGUCACACAGCAGAU
Eublepharis macularius is the source of this 1199-nucleotide messenger RNA. RefSeq names its product FKBP prolyl isomerase 14 (gene FKBP14). The transcript has 5 exons. Lineage: Eukaryota; Metazoa; Chordata; Lepidosauria; Squamata; Eublepharidae. Gene Ontology annotation, molecular function: peptidyl-prolyl cis-trans isomerase activity; calcium ion binding. Bases 125 to 760 code for a protein of 211 amino acids. The record is from RefSeq and is a predicted model, not a curated record.